UGUGUAUGUGUGUCUAUGUGUAUGUGUGUCUGUGUAUUAUUUUCAUUCAGAUUGUUAACAUGGCUAAAUAGUAGCAUCAUCGUUGCAUAAUAAAAUUUUGUGAAUUUCGUAAAAACCGAGACAAUUACACGUGUAAAUUUAGACAAAAACAAUUUGGCAUCUAAAUGCAUUGUUUUUGACAAUUGCAUACACUUUGCGUUUUAUCAAGUUCGACAUUUUAGCCAAACAGGACAAACAUUGGCGAACAAUUUUCAUUGAAAGUCAAUUGGAUUUUUAUUCGUUUGAUUUGAAGAAGAAAAGGGAAAAAAAACACGGGUCAUGUUUCCAACGAUAACACGACGAUUCGUUUCACUGGUGAUGCCUGUAAGAAUUCGGGCUCAGCACAUUGCCACGACAACAAUCAUGCAAAAAAUCUAUACUAUACAAAGUGUUGAAGACUUUGAUGAAAAAGUACGAAAAAGCAAGACACCGGUCGUUGUUGACUUUUACGCAACAUGGUGCAAUCCAUGCAAAGCGCUUAUUCCACGCAUUGAGACUGUCAUCCAGGAAACCAAUGGAGCUGUCGACCUAGCUAAAGUUGACAUUGAUGAGUUGAGUGAGAUAGCCGAUGAUUUUGAUGUAUCUUCCGUUCCAGUCUUGGUCGUGAUAAAAGACGGCAAAGUGGAAAAACGUAUGGUUGGCCUUCAAGAUACAGAUAAAAUUAGAAGUUGGGUGCAAAGUGCCAUUAAAUAAAUUCAACAAAAACAAAAAAAAAUUACAAACAAACCAAAUUAGCAACUAUUCAUCGUUUAUUGUUCAAAACAAAAAAACAACAACAACAACAACAGUAUACAAACACAUUUUAUUCUUUUGCAUUCAACGAUCAUCGACGGCAGUCAAUUAUUACGAUGCAAACGUAUGGUAGCGCCACUAAUUUUGUAUAAUUUAUUUCGAUGCGAUUUACUUUCGUGCACCAAAAUGAAUAAAUAAAAAUGUGCAUAAAUACA
Messenger RNA from Contarinia nasturtii (swede midge), 986 nucleotides. Its product is annotated as thioredoxin C-1-like. Gene Ontology annotation, cellular component: cytoplasm. The transcript has 3 exons. Gene Ontology annotation, molecular function: protein-disulfide reductase activity. Lineage: Eukaryota; Metazoa; Arthropoda; Insecta; Diptera; Cecidomyiidae. The record is from RefSeq and is a predicted model, not a curated record. Bases 319 to 732 code for a protein of 137 amino acids.